AGCUAAUUAUAAGGAGACGAGACUGGACAUUAUUGGACGAGCCCUUGCAGGAAGCAACGUCAUUUUUGUCUUCAAUUAGCAAAUUACCUGCCCAAAGUGAAGGGCUCGUGCAGGUGAGGCGUGGAGGUAAAUGGCGGCUCUCGACGUGGAUGGCACGUUUCACCAUAACAACAAUAUAGAACUGGUCUUUUAUUUAAAUGAAGUUGCACUUACCAGUUAUUAUUGAUAAUCUACGAUGUCAGAAAAAACGCCUUUAUUACACUACCGACUGACCACUAGCGGCGAGCCGUCUAAUGGAUCUAAACGCACCGGGGUCGGAGGAGGGGUACACCCCGGACGAUCCAAGGAUAGGGCGCCUCAGAAGCUCGGGGUGCUGUUUGGAGUCGUCAUUCCAACUUUACUGUCCAUGUUCAGCGUUGUUGUGUUCUUGCGGAUUGGAUUUGUUGUGGGCCAAGCAGGGCUGUACCAUUCUAUUGCCAUGUUCCUGGUGGCCUACUUCAUCAUCACAAUGACGGUGCUCUCCAUCUGUGCAAUCUCCACCAAUGGGGCCCUAGAUGCUGGAGGUGCCUACUACAUGAUCAGCCGAGCCCUGGGUCCAGAGUUUGGUGGCAGCAUUGGGAUCAUGUUUUUCUUUGCCAACAUUUGCAGUAGUGCUCUCUACAUUUUGGGUUUGGUCGAGGCUAUUACAUCUACCUUCGGGGUCCCAGAAGAGGGUGCUGCAGCUGCUGCAGGUCACCAUCACAUGCUGCCGUCAGGAUACUGGUGGUCUCUGCUUUAUGGCACUGCCCUGCUUUUCCUGUGUUUCAUUGUGUGUCUGGUGGGAGCCCACAUCUAUGCAAAAGCCACCUUCAUUAUCUUCAUCGUAGUCAUGGCGGUCCUGGCUUCGAUCUUCAUUAGUUUCUUCAUUGUGGGGCCCACCGUGGUGAUUCUGUCACAUACGUCUGCAGUGAACACCACCAGCAUGAGCACUGCCAAUUAUACAGGCUUCCGGCUGCACACGCUGGAGGGAAACCUGUUCUCCGCCUACACGGUGGACUACACCACUGGUGCCAUGAUGAGUUUUACCAGAGUGUUUGCGGUCAUGUUCAACGGCUGCACUGGAAUCAUGGCAGGGUCCAACAUGUCAGGUGAUCUGAAAAACCCUGGUUAUUCCAUCCCGAGAGGAACUCUUGCCGCUGUUCUUACAACUUUUAUCACAUAUAAUGUGCUGAGUCUGCUGGCGGCAUGGUCCUGUGACCGUUAUCUUCUCCAAAGAGACUACAGCUUCCUGGGGGACAUUAAUAUAUUGCCACCCAUGGUCACAGUUGGCAUUUACUCCUCGGCCCUGUCUGCAGCAAUGAGUAACCUUAUUGGAGCCUCCAGGGUGCUGUACGCCCUGUCCAAAGACGACCUGUUUGGCGGUGUUCUGGCUCUGGCAAGGAAAACCUCUCAAAGUGGAAACCCCUGGGUCUCAGUGCUUGUCUCUUGGUUGCUUGUGCAGAUGGUGCUAUUUGCAGGUAAAUUGAACACCAUUGCUGGUAUUGUAACCAUCUUCUUCUUGUUGGUGUAUGCUGCUGUGAACCUGGCCUGUUUGGCUCUUGAAUGGGCUUCUGCACCAAACUUCAGACCCUCGUUCCGUUUCUUUACAUGGCACACCUGCACUCUGGGCAUCCUCGGCUGCCUGGUUAUGAUAUUUUUGAUCAAUGCAAUUUAUGCAUUUGCCAGCAUAGCCUUUAUGCUGCUGCUCUUGAUGCUUAUCCACUACCUGGGGCCCAUCAGCAACUGGGGCUACAUCAGCCAGGCUCUCAUCUUCCACCAGGUGCGUAAGUACUUGUUGAUGUUGGAUGUGCGAAAGGACCAUGUUAAGUUCUGGAGGCCCCAGGUGCUUCUGAUGGUUGCAAACCCUCGCAGCUGUACAGGCCUCAUGGCUUUCGUUAAUGAUCUGAAGAAGAGCGGCCUCUAUGUCCUUGGACACAUAAAGCUGGGCUUGCUGGAUGAGCUGCCCUCUGAUCCUUUGCAGAGUCGAUAUGACUCCUGGCUCUGUUUAGUGGAUCAUUUGAAAAUCAAAGCGUUUGUCAACCUGACCCUGGCUGACUCCGUCCGACACGGCGUUCAGAAUUUGCUUUUCAUCUCAGGCUUUGGUGGAAUGAGGCCCAAUACCCUUGUCUUGGGUUUCUAUGAUGACUGCACUCCUCAUGACCACCUCCAAGGUCAUAUUCUCCUGUCUACAGGCCAUAGCUUUGAUACGGUCUGUCCAACCAAAGUUCCUGGAGAGCAACGCUCUCCCUUCUUUCCCAGUCUGCGGGGUGCUGAGGACCCCAAAGACCUGCAGGAAGAGGAAUACGUCUCUGUGAUUGCUGAUGCUGUAAAAAUGGGAAAGAAUGUGACUCUGGCUCGGUGUUUCGACCAGUUCAACCGGGACAGAGUCUUAGGGUCAGGAAGAAAGAUCAGAGGUGUGCCCGGGCCAUUCAUUGAUGUGUGGCCUAUGAAUCUUCUUCAGCCAGACAGCCAUGGUUAUGUUGGCAUCUGCUCAUUGUUUCUUCUCCAGCUGGCUUGCGUGCUUCAUGAUUCCCGUGCCUGGAACCAGGCGAGACUCCGACUCUUCUUGUGCAUGGAGGCUGGCUACAGUCUGCAAGAAAAGGAGGAAGCAAAGCUCCAGGGUAUGCUUAGGGAUCUAAGGAUCUCAGCUCAGGUGCAGAUGGUGGCUUGGGAUGAGGUGGUGGCGCUGCACUGGCAGAGGCAAAGAGAAAGGGCCGAACAGAAUGAGGAAGAUGAGAGAGAAGACUGUAACCAGAUAUAUCCCAAUAAUGCCUCUCAACUUACAGAUGAGUACAUCUGUGCCGUCAAUGAUAUGAUUUGCCGUCAUGGUGUCCCUCAGCCAGCUGUGCGUUUCUUGUAUUUGCCACACCCCCCAGCUGAUAGAAGCCGUUACCGUGCCUACCUGGAGCAGGUGGACCUGUUGAGUCGAAACCUUGGACCGACAUUGCUUGUUCAUGGAGUCACUCCUGUGGUUACGACUGACAUCUAGAAUUGUACUAACUCUUAGUCUUCAACUAGCAGAAUCUACUAUCGUUCAUGGACGGGGCUGUGCUUGUUGCCUCCCGAUUUAUUAACAUGUUAGAGUCGUCAACCACAGUAUCACAAACGAUGAAAACAGAGGCUAUCCCUUUGAAACUGAGAUUAGGCCAUAGUGGC
Molecule: messenger RNA, 3174 nt
Organism: Neolamprologus brichardi
Lineage: Eukaryota; Metazoa; Chordata; Actinopteri; Cichliformes; Cichlidae
Product: solute carrier family 12 member 9-like
Biological process (GO): chloride transmembrane transport; chloride ion homeostasis; cell volume homeostasis
Cellular component (GO): membrane
Molecular function (GO): potassium:chloride symporter activity
Source: RefSeq, a predicted model, not a curated record